AAGGAUGGCUUAUUGUGGUGGGGUUUAAUAUAGAGCAUGUUUAGAGACAUGUGUGUCCUCUAUUCUCAGUCAAUGAUAUGAUUUGUAACAAAAAUUGUUGACAAGAAAUAAGAGAAUUGAUAAAAACAUAUAGAAGGGGUUAAAAGUUUAUGUUGAAACCUUCCCUACCAAUGUGGCCAUGUUGAAUAAUCACAUCCCAACACCUUAUUAUCACCAAAUUCACGUUCACGCUAGAUGGUGAAUCAUGAAAGCUGACAAAUAGAAUACAACCUGCAUAUACUUUUUCUAACUUUCUUUUGAUAAAAUAAAUCUACCAAAAAAGGAAAUCUCACUCUUUUAUAAGGGAUUCUCUUCCAUUCUACCUUGUGCCACAAUCUAUACUCACAUCUUCUCAAAAUGGUUAACUUAGUCACCUUGUUAGUGUUGUGGUUUAGUGUGAUAUGUACUAUCUACAAUGUGAAACUUAUGGUACAUGGAAGUGCAAGGAGUGAAUCAACAAGGUUCUAUGAUUUCAAGGUUCAAACUAAAAGAGUUGCCAAACUUUGCAACUCCAAAGACAUUGUCACAGUCAAUGGUAUGUUUCCAGGACCUGUUGUUUAUGCACAAGAAGAUGAUAGAAUCAUAGUCAAGGUUACCAAUGAGACACCUUUCAAUGUUACAAUUCACUGGCAUGGUAUUCGACAAAGACGAUCAUGCUGGUAUGAUGGACCAUCCUAUAUUACACAGUGUCCAAUUCAAGCAGGCCAGAGUUUCACCUAUAAUUUUACAGUGGAGAAUCAGAAGGGAACUUUCUUCUGGCAUGCUCAUGUUUCUUGGCUAAGAGGAACUGUUCAUGGAGCUAUGGUUGUUUAUCCAAAGAAUAUGGUACCUCUCCCAUUUAAGAUUCCUUAUCAAGAGCAAAUAAUCAUACUAGGUAACUUACAAGGUGGCUCCUUAUGUUUGAAUUCAGUGUUACAUGUUGUAUGUUGUGAGCUGAUUCGAAUUAUCGCAGGUGAAUAUUGGCUGCAGGAUCUCCAACAAAUUGAGCAUUCCACUCUAGUGAGUGGAGGAGCUCCACCUAAAGCAGAUGCGUAUACCAUCAACAGUCAUCCAGGCCCCAACUACAACUGCUCCAUUAAUGAUGUGUACCAACUUAAUGUGAUUCAGGGAAAGACCUACUUGUUAAGACUGAUUAAUGCGGGUUUAAACACUGAGAACUUCUUUGCCAUUGCUAAUCAUAACGUAACAAUCGUGGAAGCUGAUGGUGAAUACACAAAGCCGUUCGCCACAGACAUGGUUAUGCUUGGACCAGGCCAAACAUUAAAUGUUCUAGUCUCAGCUGAUCAACCAGUAGGAAAAUACUCCAUGGUUGUGGCACCUUACAAAUCUGGCAGGAUUGUCAAAUAUCAAAAUGUUUCAGCCAUUGCCUACUUCAACUAUAUAGGGGCCGCAUCAGAUAGUUCAUAUUUACCAGCUAAAUUGCCUAAACUUGAUGAUAAGCUAGCUGUUAAGAGAUUCAUGGAUGGAUUAAGGAGCCUAAAUCUAGCAAAUGUUUUCAAAGAAAUUGAUAAAAACAUAUUCAUCACCAUUGGAUUGAAUGUUCAAAAGUGCCAUUCAAAGACACCAAAGCAAAACUGUCAAGCCAUGAAUAAUGGCGUGCUGACUGCUUCCAUGAACAAUAUAAGUUUUGUUCAUCCCAGUAUUUCAAUCCUUGAAGCUUAUUAUAAAAAGAUCAAUGGAUCAUAUACUGAAGAUUUUCCCGAUGCACCCUCUAAGUUCUAUGACUUCGUUAAUGGUGCCCCUAAUAACAUUCCGUACGACACAGAGUCGUUGAAUGGGACUAGAACUAAGGUCCUUGAAUAUGGUACCAAGGUGCAACUCAUUUUGCAGAACACAGGGACAGUCAAUAUUGAAAACCACCCAAUUCACAUCCAUGGCUACAGCUUUUAUGUUGUAGGAUAUGGCACAGGAAACUAUGAUCCACUAGCUGCACAAUUCAAUUUAGUGGAUCCCCCGUACAUGAAUACAAUUGGAGUUCCGGUCGGUGGAUGGGCAGCAGUCCGUUUCGUAGCUGAUAAUCCAGGUGUGUGGUACAUGCACUGCCACAUUGAUAUACACCAAUCAUGGGGACUAGGAAUGGUAUUUAUAGUGAAGAAUGGAAAAGGAGAUUUGGAGUCCUUACCACAUCCCCCACCUGACCUGCCACCAUGUUAAAGACUACCAUCAGAUCAUAACAAAUAGUACUAACAGAUAACUGUGUGAUCUUUUUUUCAAGAUUGAGUGUUCUUUAGCUCCAAGUCUGUACUGUAAAAUGCGGCACUGGUGCAUUUCUUUCAAAAGAAAAUUUUAUGGAUUUGUCAUCAAAACACAAAAAACAAAAUGUAUGGAUGUAAAGAAGCAAAAUGAAUAGAUGAACGCAAAUUUAUUUUCCUUUA
Messenger RNA from Cicer arietinum (chickpea), 2414 nucleotides. RefSeq names its product laccase-6. Gene Ontology annotation, cellular component: apoplast. Gene Ontology annotation, biological process: lignin catabolic process. Gene Ontology annotation, molecular function: copper ion binding; hydroquinone:oxygen oxidoreductase activity. Lineage: Eukaryota; Viridiplantae; Streptophyta; Magnoliopsida; Fabales; Fabaceae. The record is from RefSeq and is a predicted model, not a curated record.